Molecule: messenger RNA, 1956 nt
Organism: Symbiodinium pilosum
Lineage: Eukaryota; Dinophyceae; Suessiales; Symbiodiniaceae
Source: the annotation of a GenBank genome assembly
AUGGCGAAACUCUUCCAUGCUGUGAAAGGCAUCGUUUUUCCUGCCGAGGCCCUGAAAAGGGUAAUCUCACAUGCCGCUCGCGAAGUUGAAGAGACUGGUCUCACGUUGAUCCGGGAAGGCGGCGAGCAGGUUCAUGGUGUGAUUGACCACGUCGAGGAAGCUGGUGAUCGCAUGGUAUUCAGGUUCCAGGCAGCAGCGAACGAUGUGAUCAAGAUCGCGCUCGACACAGCUACUGACAAAGUGGAGCUCUUGACGGGCAAGCUUUCAAAGGAAGCGCAGUUGCAGGUGUCAAAUGCAGGUGGAGAAGUUCGCCUUUGCCUUGACCACAUGGAGGAGAAGGCGAGCCUGAUCCUGGACAAGUUGCCACCAAAAGUUGCAGGCCUUGCCGCGCGUGAAGCUGGUGGAGGACUGAUCCAGGGCGUUAAGGACCAGUUGGGCUAUAAGCCCACAACUCCACUUGGCAUCGAGGUGAGCAAGGCGUUCGACGAAGACAUCAAGACCCCUAGCGAGCUUGCAGAGAUGGUUUGGCAAGUUCCAGAGCCAGACAAAAAGUUCGAUGCAUAUUUCUUCCUUUUCGAGGCAUAUGCGCACACAAGAGGGUAUGAUGCGGAGCGCAAAUUUGCCGCUCACUUUUUCGUCGCCCUGGUCGCUGUGACAGACCUGUACUCUGCCAGAACACCGGCAGGUUAUGUUAUGCCAGGCAGGCCAGUCGACAGGACUACUUUCACAAAGUUGCUUCGCCUACCAGGCAACGACAGUGACACACAGGCUAUGCGGGAUAGGGCGCUGGCAUUGCUCGGCAAUCUGGCUGAGUGGAAUGAGGAGACAGCCAUGCAGAAUGAGGAGCUCAUCAAAGAUGAGGCUUUUCACGUUAUCAACAAGUUGCUACCACCACAGUACGACAGGAUGAAAGCACUGCCGCCAAAGAAGCGGUUAUUCAAGAAAGAGGAUGAGGUGCUUGCUGCUAUGCAAGGUAGUGACUUUGAACAGGUAGAGCGUUGGUUCAAAGUUCUUGCUGUGGGCAACUCUGGAGCUGGGAAGUCCUUCCUGCUGAAUGUGUUCAACCAAGCAAAUCUUUUUCGUCAUGCAACACACACGGAUGCCGUCACCACGCAGCUGGAGUAUGCCCUGUACGCCCAGGGCACGUUUGGCUACAUUCUUUGUGACAUGCCUGGCUUGUUGCAUGCCAAUGGAGAUGCACAGACAAACGCCAAAGCCAUUGAAGAGGCCUUCCAGGUCCUUCCCGACAUCAAUGCGUAUGUUCUCUUUGUGAUGGCCAUGGGUCCUGGUGGCCGUCUUGCCCACGAGGACCUGGUGACUUGCAAAGCUUUAUGCGAGUACGUGCCAUCGCUCAACAACAGUAACACAGCUGUGCUGGUCAACCAGCUGGCUGAAAAUGACUUCAACACUGCCCUAGAGAUGAUUACGUAUGAAUCUGAUAUGAUGCAGCAGGCAAGCGAGCUUCUCAUCAAGGAUGCCUCUGUGCAUUUCAUGCGCAAAGUUCCUGCCAAGAACCAGAAAAACUGGGAAGAUGAGACCAUGACAGGUAUCAAAGAAUUGUUGGAUGAUGCAGUGAAGGGCUUGAUCCCGUCGCGGAUGCGGCCAGCUGCCGGUGCUAGCCUUGUCAUUCCGGAGCAGCGUGUGAAAGAGCAGCUCGAGUCAGCCGAGAAGGCUAUUGCCGACAUGAAGGCGGAGCAAGCGCGAGAUCCUUGGAAAGAGCUGGAUGGAGUGGAUGUGGAUGCUGACUGUAACGACGCAUCUAGCCUCAAGGGGCGACCCUUCAAUGACACAGAGAUUCAGGCAAUGAAGGACCAUGCUGUACUCCAGGGACGCAAAGUCUUUGUCAUCAAGAAGUGCGGCUCCAAGUUCGACAUUUGGUUCAAGAGCACCUUCGACCCCGAGACAUGUCACAGGAAAUCCCGUAAUGAUCGCAGAUCCUACGUGUACGUCAAGUAG